GUAUUAUGGGGGAACAGGGUGGUGGUUCCUGACAAACUCAGGACGAGAGUGUUAGAGUCGCUGCACGAGGGUCACCCCGGUAUGGUACACACCAAAGCGUUGGCCAGAGGGUAUGUCUGGUGGCCGGGGCUGGACAAAGAGAUCGAAGAAUGGGUACGAGGGUGUCCCAAAUGCCAGCAAGUCAGACCCGAUCCCCCACAAGCUACACCCCAAGGCUGGGAGUCAUCUGGUAAACCCUGGGCCAGAUUGCAUAUAGAUUUUGCUGGCCCUCUCCAAGGGCAAAUGUUCCUAAUUGUGGUGGACGCUAUGUCCAAAUGGCUGGAGGUCGUGCAUAUGAAAUCGACCACAUCACUUGCUGUGAUCCAUGCGCUCCGCCGACUUUUUGCCACCCACGGGUUGCCUGACGUCAUCGUCAGUGACAACGGGCCUCAAUUUGUGUCUGAGGAAUUUAGGCUCUUCCUCACGAGUAAUGGCAUACGCCAAAUGACUUCGGCCCCUUUCCAUCCGGCAUCUAAUGGCCAAGCCGAACGGAUGGUCAGGACGGCCAAAGAGGCCCUGGGUAAAAUGGACGAAGGGGACUGGAGCCAGAGGCUGGGCUCCUUUCUUUUGCUGCAGCACACCACCCCCUGUAGUGCUACAGGCCGUAGUCCGGCCGAAUUGUUAAUGGGGCGGAGACUCACGACCCGUUUGAACCGUAUGCACCCAGACCUAUCA
Gekko japonicus is the source of this 714-nucleotide messenger RNA. RefSeq lists its product as uncharacterized. Gene Ontology annotation, biological process: DNA integration. The record is from RefSeq and is a predicted model, not a curated record. Gene Ontology annotation, molecular function: nucleic acid binding. Lineage: Eukaryota; Metazoa; Chordata; Lepidosauria; Squamata; Gekkonidae. The annotation marks the transcript as partial. The transcript has a single exon.